CGGCCGUCGCACCGCAGAAGGGCCGCCCGGCGCCGCCUCCUCCUUUCCGUCCCUCCCUUCUUCAGCGCCGGCCGCCCUCCGCGCUGCCUCAUGUUCGGGCUGGAGAAGCCGCCGGGGCAGCAGAAGGUGGGCAGGAGUGGUGGGUUCCCGAACAUGGCGUCCGUGGGGGAUUUUAACGUGCUCAGCUCCAGCAUCCCGGCCACGAAGGUGGAGCUCUCCGUGUCCUGCAGAAAUCUUUUGGACAGAGAUACAUUUUCUAAAUCUGAUCCAAUCUGUGUUUUGUACACACAAGCCAUUGGAAACAAAGAAUGGAGAGAGUUUGGAAGAACAGAAGUAAUUGACAAUACUUUAAAUCCAGAUUUUGUAAGAAAAUUUAUAAUGGACUACUUUUUUGAAGAAAGAGAGAAUCUGCGAUUUGAUUUCUAUGAUGUUGAUUCCAAGAGCCCUAAUCUAUCAAAGCAUGAUUUUUUGGGACAGAUGUUCUGUACACUUGGAGAAAUAGUUGGAUCACAGGGGAGCAGACUGGAAAAACCAAUUGCAGGCAUUCCUGGGAAAAAAUGUGGAACUGUCAUCGUAACAGCAGAGGAACUGGGCUGUUGUCGAGAUUCAGUUUUAAUGCAAUUUUGUGCGAACAAACUAGACAAGAAGGACUUCUUUGGGAAAUCUGAUCCUUUCCUGGUAUUUCAUCGAAGCAAUGAAGAUGGCAGUUUUACAAUCUGCCACAAAACAGAAGUCAUAAAAAAUACAUUAAAUCCAGUGUGGCAGGCAUUCAAGAUUUCUGUCAGAGCACUGUGUAAUGGAGACUAUGACCGGACAAUUAAAGUAGAGGUGUAUGAUUGGGAUAGAGAUGGAAGUCAUGAUUUUAUUGGAGAAUUCACAACAAGUUACAGAGAGUUAUCGAGAGGGCAGUCUCAGUUCAACGUGUAUGAGGUAAUAAAUCCAAAGAAAAAAGGAAAAAAGAAAAAGUAUAUUAACUCUGGAACAGUUACACUGCUUUCCUUCCUCAUUGAAACAGAAGUUUCAUUCCUUGACUAUAUUAAAGGCGGAACGCAAAUCAACUUCACAGUAGCUAUUGACUUCACAGCCUCAAAUGGUAACCCUUCACAACCUACUUCACUGCACUAUAUGAAUCCCUAUCAGCUGAAUGCAUAUGGCAUGGCACUGAAAGCAGUAGGUGAAAUUAUUCAGGACUAUGAUAGUGAUAAAAUGUUCCCAGCUCUAGGUUUUGGAGCUAGACUGCCUCCAGAUGGAAGAGUAUCACAUGAAUUUGCACUGAAUGGAAACCCUCAAAAUCCAUACUGCCAUGGCAUUGAUGGUGUAAUGGAGGCAUAUUAUAGAAGUCUAAAAUCAGUUCAACUUUAUGGACCAACAAACUUUGCCCCUGUAAUUAAUCAUGUAGCCAGAUAUGCUGCUUCAGUUAAAGAUGGCUCCCAGUAUUUUGUUCUUCUCAUUAUUACAGAUGGAGUUAUUUCAGAUAUGGCUCAGACGAAAGAAUCCAUAGUGAAUGCUUCAAAGCUUCCAAUGUCAAUAAUUAUAGUGGGAGUAGGGCCAGCAGAGUUUGAUGCUAUGGAAGAACUGGAUGGUGAUGUAGUCAGGAUUUCUUCAAGAGGAAAGUUUGCAGAAAGAGACAUUGUGCAGGUGGGAGAGAAAAAUUUCUCUAAUAAUUACAUUUUACUGAUCCUGUUUGCCAUGAAUUCAUGUUUUGUCUAUCUUCCUUCCUUUCAUUUCACCAUAGCAUUGAUGAACUUUAUCUUGGGAUGUUUAUAAAAACUUCAGAAAUUC
Molecule: messenger RNA, 1782 nt
Organism: Meleagris gallopavo (turkey)
Lineage: Eukaryota; Metazoa; Chordata; Aves; Galliformes; Phasianidae
Source: RefSeq, a predicted model, not a curated record